Molecule: messenger RNA, 1959 nt
Organism: Pipistrellus nathusii (Nathusius's pipistrelle)
Lineage: Eukaryota; Metazoa; Chordata; Mammalia; Chiroptera; Vespertilionidae
Source: the annotation of a GenBank genome assembly
AUGUCCCUGGCUGCUUAUUGUGUCGCCUGUUGUAGAAGAAUGGGAACCUCAGCAACUCCUCCUCCAAAGAGCAACACGUACUGGAAAGAUAUCAGAAACAUAAUAAAGUUUACCGGAUCACUCAUUUUAGGAAGUUCUCUAUGUCUUACAUAUGAACUUCUGGCCCUAAAGAAGUCUUUGACAUUAGAUACUCAAGUGGUAGAAAGAGAAAAAAUGAAGUCAUAUAUAUGUAUGCAUACAGUUCUAGAUAAAAGAGAAAAUUAUGGACUCCUUUACCAAGCGCGAAAAGAGCUUCACAAAACAGUAAGAAGAAUAUUAGCAACCUCAGCCAAGAUACUGCAGGGUCCAUUUGCUGACACCUUUAGCACAGUUGACAUAGAAGAUCAUGAAUGUGACGCGUGGCUGCUCCUGAAGAAGAGCAGGUCAGGCGACAGGACGGCCCGGUUGCAGGCUGUGCAGGCCAUGUCGGAGGCCCACCACUGGCAUGAUUACCAGUAUAGGACAAUUGCUCAAGCCUGCGAUCUGAGAACUCGUAUUGGUUUGGCACGAAGCCAAGAGAGUGAUCUUCGCUUUUUUCUCCCUCCACCUCCUCUACCAGCUUUAAAUGAAGACACUUCCAUUGAAGAAGAGCUCAGACACUUGCUGGCCUCUUUACCUCAGACGGAGCUGGAUGAGUGCAUCCAGUAUUUUACAUCUUUGGCUCUGAGUGAAAGCAGUCAGAGUCUGGCAGCUCAGAAGGGUGGCUUGUGGUGUUUUGGAGGAAAUGGACUUCCUUAUGCUGAGAGCUUCGGAGAAGUUCCCUCAGUGACAGUGGAAAUGUUCUGUUUAGAAGCUUUAGUAAAGCAUUCUGAGAUACCCACACACUGUGAUAAAAUUGAAGCAAACGGAGGCUUGCAACUACUUCAGAAGCUGUACCAACUCCACAAGGACUGCCUGAAAGUACAGAGACAUAUCAUACGUAUCAUUGGGAAUAUGGCUUUGAAUGAACAUCUUCAUUCAACUAUAGUUCACUCAGGCUGGGUUUCCUUACUGGCAGAAGCACUGAAGUCUCACCACAUUGUGGAGGCCUCACAUGCCGCCAGAACCCUGGCUAACCUAGACCGAGAGACGGUGCCGGAGAAGUACCAGGAUGGCGUGUACGUGCUUCACCCCCAGUGCCGCACGAGUCAGCCCAUUAAAGCAGAUGUCCUUUUUAUUCACGGCCUUAUGGGAGCAGCAUUCAAGACGUGGCGUCAGCAGGACCAGGCGCUCACUGAAAAGGUUUCAGGGGAUGAAACCAGAUAUACGACGUGUUGGCCCAAGACAUGGUUAGCAAGAGACUGUCCCGCUCUCCGGAUUAUAUCUGUGGAGUACGACACCAGCCUCAGCGACUGGAGAGCGAGGUGCCCGACAGAAAGAAAGACCAUUGCAUUCAGGAGCAAUGAACUUCUCCAGAAACUCCGAGCUGCUGGUGUUGGGGACAGGCCGGUGGUGUGGGUGUCACACAGCAUGGGGGGCCUUCUUGUCAAGAAGAUGCUGCUGGAAGCAUCUCAGAACCCAGAGAUGAGCACGGUGAUAGACAACACCCGCGGGAUCAUCUUCUACAGCGUGCCUCACCACGGCUCCCACCUGGCCGACUACUCCGUGAACGUCCGCUACCUGCUCUUCCCCUCGCUGGAAGUCAAGGAGCUCAGCAAGGAUUGUCCUGCGCUUAAGGCACUACAGGAUGACUUUCUGAAGUUUGCUAAAGACAGAAACUUCCAGGUGCUGAGUUUCGUGGAGACACUACCAACGUCCAUUGGGAGCAUGCUCAAGCUCCACGUGGUGCCUGUGGACUCAGCAGAUUUAGGCAUUGGAGAUCUAAUUCCUGUGGACGUGAACCAUCUGAACAUUUGUAAGCCAAAGAAAAAGGAUGCUUUUUUGUACCAACGUACCUUACAGUUCAUCCGGGAAGCUUUAGCCAAAGACCUUGAAAACUGA